GUCUGGACGCACUUUUAAACACUCCUCCAGAGCGCAGGACGCACAGUGGACGCGCGUAAAACUAACCAAAAUCCCCAAAUUUAAACACCGGAGCCAAACUUCUGCCACAACAUUGGAAUUGAGUCUCAUUCUGAGAAAUUCUGUUCUCCGGUGAAUCGGACGCGCGUUUCUUCUCAAUUCUUUAAAAUGCUCGGGUUUUGCAGAAGUUUUUGCGUCACACACUGGAUUAUGAAACGAUGUCGGGAUUCCUGUGGGUAUAACUAAAAGAUCAGAACAUAAACCUUCCGUGUGACCAGUGAGGCUCGUUUGUGUCUCCAGAAAAGCGACAUGGGGUCGUUUCCCGUGGUGGUUCUUGUCACUCUUUGGGUUUGGGCUGAAGGCUCCGCAGACAGUCAUCUCUCCCUGGGGAAAACCUUCGGCCAAUCCAACAAAGACUCUCGCUGCCAACACAUGCUGAAGCACCUUCACAACGGAGCCCGGAUCACCGUGCAGAUGCCUCCUCAUGUGGAAGGCCACUGGGUGUCCACCAGCUGUGAGGUGAGACCCGGUCCAGAGUUUCUAACUCGCUCCUACAGGUUUUACCCCAACAACACCUUCCAGGCCCACCAGUUCUACUACGAGGACAACCACUGCAUCAAACCCACCUACACGCUGGUGAGCCACGGUCGCCUGCGCCUACGCCAGGCCUCAUGGAUCGUCCGUGGAGGCACAGAAGCAGACUACCAACUCCACCGUGUCCAGAUUGUGUAUCACACAGCCACGGUGGCCAAAGAGCUCACCCAGAGGCUCAACUACAGCUGCAGAGGGGCCGUGAGGGGCCCCUGGGAGCCUGGCGUGAUCUACGAGCUGUGGAAUGAAGAGGGAGGUCAUGACUGCUCGAAGGAGCUCAACUUCACCAUGCACGAGCUGCAGCUGCUGAGGGUGGAGAAGCAGUACCUGCUUCACAACCCGGAUCACCUGGUGGAGGAGCUGUUUCUGGGAGACAUCCACACUGAGCCGUCGCAGAGACUCUAUUACAAACCGUCCAGCUACCAGAACCCCCUGCAGAAUGCCAAGAAUCAUGACCACAGCUGCAUCGCCUGUCGCAUCAUCUACCGCUCAGAUGAGUUCCACCCGCCCAUCCUGCCGCCGCGGGCUGACCCAACCGUUGGGCUGUACGGUCAGUGGGUGAGCCAACACUGCGAAGUGCGGCCCGAGGUCCUCUUCCUCACCCGCCACUUCAUCUUCCAUGACAACAACCACACCUGGGAGGGUCACUACUACCACUACUCAGACCCCACCUGUAAACACCCCACCUUCACCAUCUACGCCCAGGGACGCUACAGCCGAGGGCUCCACUCUACACGUGUCAUGGGAGGGACGGACUUUGUCUUUAAAGUGAACCACAUGAGAGUGACGCCCAUGGACUUUACCACCACCUCCCUUCUAAACGUCUUCAGCGGUAAUGAGUGCGGCGUGCAGGGAUCAUGGCAGGUCGGCGUGGAGCAGGACGUCACCCUAACCAAUGGCUGCGUGGCAUUGGGCAUUCGGCUUCCCCAUACGGAGUACGAGCUCUUCCGCAUGGAGCAGGAUGCUCACGGUCACUAUCUGCUCUACAACGGUCAGCGGCCCAGCGACGGCACCAGCCCAGACCGACCGGAGAAACGGGCCACCUCCUAUCAGAUGCCCCUGAUUCAGUGCUCAUCAAGCAGUCAGCGAUCUGAUCACAGCAGAGAGGAGGAGGAGAGUUUGCUGCUGUAUUCCAGCGAUAGCCCAGGAUGGCACAGAAGCUUCCACAAAUACAUCGCGCUGGCUAUCGUCACUGCUCUGCUUUGUUUUUAGGAGGAUUGUCUUCCUGCACCAAAAGUAAAAGAAAAAAGUGUGAACUUGCAUAUAAACAUAAAAACUGCUUGUGAAAAACAAAAACUACACAUUUGUAGAUUCCCCUUUUGGACAAAAAGAGGAGACCUGAACUCCCCAACACCUGCCAAUGACUGGACAUGGCUGCACCGCAGAAACUGCACUUUAGAGUGGAACCACCUGUCUGAUUCCACAAUCCUUAAUGUGUUAAAACCUGCAGCGUUGCAUCAUGAAUUCAUGAUGCAAAAGACAUUUUGUACGGCAUUUUGUUAACGACUGCCUCCCUGUCCUGAGGAAAAAGCCUGUGAGAUGCUUUUCCCUGAAAUGGGAGCUACAGUAAUCUUAUAAAAGCUUUUCAUGUAUGGAUCUAAAAGUAGAGUGGACUCGGUCCAAAAAACAGUAACCGACACCAUCCACAAGGAAAGGAAAACGCUAAAUCUCAUUAAGAAGCUGCUUGUUCCCAGAGUGCUUUAUCCAAGCUUAAAUCUCAAGAAGUUGGUAGGAAAAGGUGCAACAGGAAUCUGGAGAAGCUUCACCAGGAGUGGACUAAGGCUGGAGUCAGAGCAUCAAGAGACCGAUCAUGUCAUGCCUCACCUGAACCAGAGAUGUCAGCAACGACUCACUUAAUCUGAGGAGGAAAAAGACCUGGACGUUGCUCAGUGGUCCAGAAUGAAAGAAACAUUUUCAUGUCAUUUUGAUAUAAAGCUCCCAGAGAAAGAGUGGACAGGUUCAAAUUCAAGAUGCUCCAGGUCCAGGGAAGGUUUCCACAGUCAGUGAUGGUUCAAAUGUGACUCGUAACCUGUUGUUGGUCCAAGGUGUUUUCUGAACGUCACAGUCAAUGUAGACAGCUACAGGAACAUUUUAGAGCUCAGGCUUCCUUCAGCUGGUUUCAUUGCCCAGAAGGACUUGGCACCUGCUUACGUUGCUAAAAGUACCAAAAGAUGGUUGAAUGACCAUGGUUAAUCAAUGGGUGGCCAUUCAGAGGAGAUGUCAGGCAUCAGACCCAACAGUGCAAAUGACCAGCUAUUAAAGCAACCCGGGCUUCCAGUAAACAUCAGCAGCGGCACAGGCAUGACAAUAUUUUCCGAAGCCUGACAAUUCCGUUUAAAAUCAUUUCUGAGACAUUGAAUUUGAAGUUUUCUAUCUGUAAAAAAAAUCAUCAAAAUUACAAGAAAUAAAGACCUGAAAUAGAUGUGUGUAGGAGUAGCAUACAAAUUUAUUUUGGGUGCUUUUUAAACCCAGUAUACUAAACAACAUUUGACCAAUAUGAUGUGAAUUUCUAUAUAAAUAUGGAAAUCAGGUCGGAUUGGUCUUUGAAUGUUUAACCAGAAGAUUUAGAUUUCUGUGUUUAUUCAGGGAUUGUCAGACACUUCGUAUUAAUUCAAGAAGAGAGUCAAGUUUAUAAAAAGUAAGAAAUUUAUUUUGUAAACAAUUAAAAACAUGACAACUUGGA
Messenger RNA from Nothobranchius furzeri (turquoise killifish), 3292 nucleotides. RefSeq names its product protein APCDD1. Gene Ontology annotation, cellular component: plasma membrane. Gene Ontology annotation, biological process: negative regulation of Wnt signaling pathway. Gene Ontology annotation, molecular function: Wnt-protein binding. The record is from RefSeq and is a predicted model, not a curated record. Lineage: Eukaryota; Metazoa; Chordata; Actinopteri; Cyprinodontiformes; Nothobranchiidae.